Messenger RNA from Trametes versicolor FP-101664 SS1, 612 nucleotides. RefSeq lists its product as uncharacterized. The record is from RefSeq and is a predicted model, not a curated record. Lineage: Eukaryota; Fungi; Basidiomycota; Agaricomycetes; Polyporales; Polyporaceae. The annotation marks the transcript as partial. Gene Ontology annotation, molecular function: protein dimerization activity. The transcript is spliced from 3 exons.
GUGCUCCACCCCCGGUACAAGACCCAAUACUUCAAGGACCAGUCAUGGCCUGACGAGUGGAUAGCGGAGGCCCGGGCGAUCAUCGAGGAAGAAUGGGCGAGCAACUACAAGCCCAAGGAAGCUCCCGCCGCCGCCGAGAUCCCCGCCGCGCCUGCACCGCAUUUUGCCGCUAUCGGUGGCGCUGCGAAGGCUGCGCAGUGCACUGACGCCCUGAAGACCUACCUGGAGGAGCCCCCAUCCGAGACCGUUACCGAUCCCCUCAAGUACUGGGAUCUGGUCCUCAAAUCGACGUCUGAGUCCAGCGGCCAGCAUGCCCUCGCUCAGAUGGCGAUUGACUUCUUGUCCGCUCCCGCCACCUCGACAGAUGCCGAGCGGGCGUUCUCACGCGGCCGCCUCACGGUGUCCCGCCUCCGCCAUUCACUUGCGGAUGAGUCCGUCCGUGCGAACACUGUCCUGGGCUCGUGGGCACGGAUCGCAGACCUCCUGCCAGAGGCCGACCUCAUCGAGGUCAUCCGUGAGCGCAGCGCCGGUAAGAAGCGUGCUGCGGAUGUCGCUCAGCCUGCCGCAAAUGGCGCCAAGGCUGGCGCUGCCGACGUCAUUGAACUGGACUAA